Carlito syrichta (Philippine tarsier) is the source of this 1159-nucleotide messenger RNA. It is a transcript of the gene SPRY4, whose product is annotated as sprouty RTK signaling antagonist 4. Gene Ontology annotation, biological process: multicellular organism development; negative regulation of MAP kinase activity; animal organ development. The transcript is spliced from 2 exons. Gene Ontology annotation, cellular component: cytosol; membrane. Bases 260 to 1159 code for a protein of 299 amino acids. Lineage: Eukaryota; Metazoa; Chordata; Mammalia; Primates; Tarsiidae. The record is from RefSeq and is a predicted model, not a curated record.
AUUCAUAAAAAAGCCAUUUUCCCAGGCAGAGGUUGCAACAUCGCCGCGGAGGCAGCGAGCGGAGCUGACAGCGCUUAGCCGGCGCUGUGGAGCGCGGGGAGCCUCGCCGGGUCCUCCGGCCGGCGUCUGCGGGUCCAGCGGCGGCUGACCCGCUAGGGUUCCGGGAUUUACAUAGACGGGGAGCGAUGCUUGUGACUCUGCGGCUCCUCAAAGGCCCCUAGAAGCCUGUUUCUCCGCGCAACCCAGGACCUCCGGCCCCAUGGAGCCCCCGAUCCCACAGAGCGCCCCCUUGACUCCCAGCUCAGUCAUGGUCCAGCCCCUGCUUGACGGCCGGACGCCCCACGGCCGGCUCCAGCACCCCCUCACCAUCCUGCCCAUCGACCAGAUGAAGACCAGCCACGCCGAGAACGACUACAUAGACAGCCCUGGCCUGGCGCCCCACGCCGGCCCCAAGCGCAGCCGGGGCGGGCUGCAGGAGCUGGCCCCAGGGCCUGCCCGCUGUGACCAGGAUGUCACCCACCACUGGAUCUCCUUCAGCGGGCGCCCCAGCUCGGUGAGCAGCAGCAGCAGCACCUCUUCCGACCAACGGCUCCUAGACCACAUGGCGCCCCCACCCGUGGCCGACCAGGCCUCACCCAGGGCCGUGCGCGUCCAGCCCAAGGCGGUCCACUGCAAGCCGCUGGACCUCAAGGGCCCCGCAGGCCCGCCCGAGCUGGACAAGCACUUCUUGCUGUGUGAGGCCUGCGGGAAGUGCAAGUGCAAGGAGUGUGCGGCCCCCAGGACGUUGCCCUCCUGCUGGGUCUGCAACCAGGAGUGCCUGUGCUCGGCCCAGACCCUGGUGAACUACAGCACGUGCAUGUGCCUGGUGCAGGGCGUCUUCUACCACUGCACCAACGAGGACGAUGAGGGCUCCUGUGCCGACCACCCCUGCUCCUGCUCCCGCUCCAACUGCUGUGCGCGCUGGUCUUUCAUGGGUGCGCUCUCCCUGGUGCUGCCCUGCCUGCUCUGCUACCUGCCCGCCACCGGCUGCGUGAAGCUGGCCCAGCGAGGCUACGACCGCCUGCGCCGCCCCGGGUGCCGCUGCAAGCACACAAACAGCGUCAUCUGCAAGGCGGCCGCGGGGGAUGCCAAGGCCAGCAGACCUGACAAGCCUUUCUGA